UAUUUGUCAACUACCUUGUAAUAGUUAUUCCGUAGGAAACAGACAUACCAGUAUGGCCGAUGCUCCCCCUAGCCCAGCAAUUGCUGCGGACCUUUCGGAUACAUAUGGGAAAGUCCUGGCGACAAUGGAAUGCUUGGAGCAGCUAUUGGCGCAGCGUUUGACUGAUCCUGUGCCUGAGCCCGUACCAGAGCCUGGACCUUUACGAGCAGAACCAGUACACGCCUCGGCACCUGAAGCAACGCCGCAUCACAAACAAACUACUUAUGCUAAGUGUCGCCGCAAUAGCCUUACCUUAACAGUGCCCAGAAGUCCGCUGCUCCUACCUCAGGUCUCAUGUCCAGAAGAUCAAUUGGACGAUGUUUACGCGCUGCUGCCAGCCGCCAACGGAUCCAACAGCACCAAGCUGCCACCGCUGCUGGAACUCUCACCCCUCACAUCCCCCAAAACCGCCACAGCCUUCACCAACGCCAUCAGCAGCCACCACGACUCCCCCAGCUCCCCCCAGCUGCAGCCCGGCAGCAGCAGCAGCUGCCUAGCGCCCCCGACAGCACCCCGCGGCUCCGCUCUGCAGCGCCGCUUCAGCGGCAGUUGCAGUGGCGCCAACCCGGUCCCCAGCUUCCAACGCAAUUCCGCCAACCAAGCCCUGGAGGCAGGCUCUGGCAUCAGUGGCAGCAUCCAAGCCCAGCACAGCAUCGGCUCGUCCCGCAACCGCACCUCUACCAGCGAUCUGGCCGGGGUGCCUAACUCGCCGCCCCUGAUGCACCCGCCCUCGCCUCAGCGACCCGCGGGACCGCCCAACUCGCCGGGUAGCUACCGCGCCCGGCGGAUGAGCGCGUAUGCAGGCGACCGCGCCCUGCAUUGCACCCCGUCCUUCCCCUCCCCGCCCAGCGGCCCCACCUCCCCCGCCUACCACCCCUCCUCCAUCCCCACCUCCGCCUCCUUCACAGCCUCCAACACCGCCGGCGCCAGCAGCAGCAUCUUCUACAACCCAGCCAUCGCCACCCUCGCGCUACAGGAGCCCUCCCCCACCGGCCUCGCCUCGCCCGCCCAGCCCACCACCACUACCACCACCAUCACCAUCAACUCCACCACAACCACCACCUCCGUUUCCGCGCCCAUUAACCCCGCAGCAUGCGAGGCCUUGGGCCCCUUCCCCGCGCUGCCCCGCCUGCAACCGCCCCGGGCCGCAGGCAUGCUGGCACGUUCCUUCCUGCGUCUUGUGGGCGGUAGCCGCGGCGGCGGCGGCAGCGGCAAGAAGCAACCCAUCCGUAGCUCCUCCAUCGACCUGCACGCCACCUCCGGCGGCAGCGCCAGCGGCAGGGAGGCUUUGCUGGCGGCCGCAGCGGCCGUGUCAGCCGCGGCUUCCACCGCCGCGGCGCCGGCAGGACUGUCGUCAGCACCCUCCUCCAACGCAACAGCAGCGGUUGCGGCGGGAGGCUCCGCAGGGCAUGCAGCGCCUCUCUCGCCCUUGCUGCGUUCCCAUGAGGGGGUUCAGCUCGCAUGGGGGGCUGGGCCGGCCCCGGGACAUGUGCUGCCCAGCCCGCCGCAUGCCGGGGGCUCAGCUCUGGUGCCCACGGGUGCAGCGGCGGCAGCGGCGGCGGUAGGA
This is a messenger RNA of Astrephomene gubernaculifera, 1606 nucleotides long. The record is from the annotation of a GenBank genome assembly. NCBI's taxonomy places the organism in Eukaryota, Viridiplantae, Chlorophyta, Chlorophyceae, Chlamydomonadales, Astrephomenaceae.